AUGGAGAACGUCUGCACUGCGAUCAAGGAUGCCUCCGGUCACACAACCAAGGGCACCGUUCCUCUUCUCAGCUCCGACGGCAGUACCCUACUCACUGAGGAGACACAAAUUCUGCGGCGAUGGGCCGAGCUUUUCCAAGGCGUCCGUAAGUGCCGCUCCAACGCCUGCGACGCCACCAUCGCCCGUCUACCUCAGGUAGAGACCAACACCGACCUUGACCUCUCGUCCUCUCUACACCAAACUAUCCAGGUCGCGCAACAACUCUUCAGGGGCGAUAGAGUGACCCGCCGGAUUUCCAAGGCCAGCCAAGCCUUCGGUCAUCUGCAAAACACAGCUUGGAAUCAACACGACCUUCACAUCAGCACCAAACGGAAGAUCUACAAAGCGGUCAUCCUGCCGACUCUGCUGCAUGGAGCGGAGACUUGGAAGGUGCACGAGAAACAGGCACGAAGACUCAACCACUUCCACCUCAGCUGUCCUCGGCGGAUACUGAAGCUAAGGCAGCAGGACCGGGUCCACGACACGGUGGACUGGGACGGACCGGAAUCCUCAGCAUCUACGCCAUGCUGGGGCAACUGCAAUUGCCCUGGAGCUGUCAUCUCCUGCGCAUGGACGACGACUCUUGCAAAGAGAUGUCGCCCCGGGUCCCCACCACCAAGGAGGUCAAGUCUGGCGCCAUAAUGAUUCUCUGA
Messenger RNA from Spirometra erinaceieuropaei, 692 nucleotides. Lineage: Eukaryota; Metazoa; Platyhelminthes; Cestoda; Diphyllobothriidea; Diphyllobothriidae. The record is from the annotation of a GenBank genome assembly.